AUGAUGAGAGAGGAACAAGAAAUCGCACGCUCCCGCGUCAUCACAGCUUUCGCUCAAACGACGACUAUGCUGGCCGUACGAGUCGCCCGCGCCGCGGCCAGCCAUCCACCGCCCUCAAUAUUUCUGCGUCAAAUACGGCCUGUACACCGCUCUCUCGUACUCAGGUCCGUCGUUCACCACCGCCAGCUGUCCCUGGGUUCCAUUUUCGCCCGUCCUCGCCCAACUCCCGCCCCGACGCCCCACCUAGUCGCUCACAUCACGCGUCUCGAGGCAGAGGCCAACGUUCAUCCACACGAUGUUGCAAAACAGGUCGCCCUCUACAAGGCUCUCGCCGACACGAAAUACAAGUCGUCCUAUGAGCUCAUCAUAAGUCGUUGGGAGAGAAUGUGCGAGUUUGACCCUUCGUCGCCCCUUCUCGCAAGCCCGGAAGCCUUUGAACUGUAUUUGACUGCUCUCGUCAAGACCGGCCAACAGUCUACGGUAUUCUCCGCGGUUCGCAGACGGGACAGUCUGCUAGCCGCUCAUCACCCUGCCACCGCAACGGAAACCAAACAGGACGCUCCAGACACUACUGGGGAGGCUACUAUUGGUUCUUCUGCAGACUCCCAACCUUCCUCGACGCCCAGUGUCCCAACCAGUCAGAAUAUUGCAGAGUCUGUUCUCGCCGGCCCACUCGUCUCCCCAACCCCUACAACGCCACCACCGCCCGCUCCUGAUGCAUCGAGACUCGCGGCAGCCAGUGCAGCGCAUCCCAAUGAACCCAUACAGGUUUCCAUAGUUGAACGGAGGGGUUCAUGGAUUCCACGUCUUGUGAGGUUCUUUGCCGUUAUGAUUGUCAGCUCGUUCUUCUUCUUGGUCAUACUCUCGGUAUUCUUCGAAAACAGCGGUUUCAUGAAAGCUGGGCCUCGACAAACGCAAUUUGAGCCUUCGGAAGGUAAAGCCGUCAAGUUCAGUGAUGUCCAUGGCGUCGACGAGGCAAAAGAGGAACUUCAAGAUAUCGUUCAAUUCCUCAAGGACCCUGCAGCGUUUUCGUCAUUGGGUGGUAAAUUGCCGAAGGGUGUUUUACUAACUGGACCACCGGGAACCGGAAAGACCAUGUUGGCUCGUGCUGUUGCAGGGGAAGCCGGCGUGCCUUUCUUCUUUGCCUCCGGAUCCGACUUUGAGGAGAUGUUCGUAGGUGUUGGCGCCAAACGUGUUAGGGAACUGUUCGCGGCCGCCCGCAAGAAGGAACCAGCCAUUAUCUUUAUCGAUGAGUUGGACGCUGUCGGUGGCAAGCGCAGCAGUCGUGAUCAGCAAUACAUGAAGCAAACACUGAACCAGCUCCUUGUGGAAAUGGAUGGUUUCCAGCAAAAUGAAGCCGUCAUCGUCAUUGCCGCUACGAACUUCCCGGAAAGUCUCGACCAGGCCUUGGUUCGACCUGGACGAUUCGAUAGGAUCGUUGCGGUCCCUUUGCCAGAUAUUCGUGGCCGGGCCCAAAUCCUGCAACACCACAUGCAGAAUGUGACAACUGGCAAAGAUGUGGAUCCCAAAGUUCUUGCUCGGGGCACUCCUGGAUUUUCUGGCGCUGAUCUCCAGAAUAUGGUCAAUCAAGCUGCGAUUCAGGCAUCGAAGGAGAAGGCGCGUGAAGUCACACUCAAGCACUUUGAGUGGGCCAAGGAUCGCAUCCUCAUGGGUGCUGAGCGAAAGAGCCAAUACCAAGACCAGAAGGUGAAACUAGCGACAGCUUAUCACGAGGGAGGACAUGCUUUGGUGGCCCUGUAUACCGAUGGAGCAAUGCCUUUGCACAAGGUUACUUGUGUACCUCGUGGACAUGCUUUGGGCUAUACUUCAUUGCUUCCCGAAAACGAUCGAACAUCUGUUAGCCUAAAGGAAUACUUGGCCGGCAUCGAUGUGUCCAUGGGUGGCCGCGUUGCAGAGGAACUCAUCUAUGGUGCAGAAAACGUCACUAGCGGAGCUAGUUCCGACAUCAAGAAUGCCACCAGAACCGCUCAAGCCAUGGUCAAGCAAUGGGGCUUUUCCAAACUUGGACCAGUCUAUUACGACACUAGGGACGAAUCACUCAGUUCAAAGAGACGGGAAGAGAUUGAGGAAGAGGUGACAAGGAUCGUGAGGGAGGGCGAAGCUCGUGCCCUGGCACUUCUCAGCUCCAGGAUCGAUGAACUCCACAGGCUUGCACAUGCUCUUGUUGAGCACGAAACUUUAGACUCCGAAGAAGUGAAGAAAGUCAUCAAAGGGGAACCUAUCCGAAAUAUCUCGGAGGUAUUAGAGGAAGAGCUUUCAAAGCCUAAGGAGCAGCCGUGAUGGCAAAAUGUCAGGAAAAAGAACCUGAACGUCAGUUAGAUGCGUAAUUCUUCGCGGGAGGGCCUCGUUAUUUUACAGCGACGAUAUAAUUCCACUGUACAGUCCAAAAGCCAUUACCUACCGACCGUCCUUCUUUACAUACCGCCGCCCAUACACCCUACUUCUUUACUUAGCAAUCUACGGCACUUUGUAUUGCGCUUGAUCGCUCAGAUCUUGCGCACUCUGUGCAUGAAACGGC
This is a messenger RNA of Coprinopsis cinerea okayama7#130, 2539 nucleotides long. Its product is annotated as ATP-dependent peptidase. Gene Ontology annotation, cellular component: mitochondrial inner membrane. The record is from RefSeq and is a predicted model, not a curated record. Gene Ontology annotation, molecular function: metalloendopeptidase activity; ATP-dependent peptidase activity; ATP binding. Gene Ontology annotation, biological process: protein quality control for misfolded or incompletely synthesized proteins; mitochondrion organization. The transcript has 17 exons. Bases 1 to 2301 code for a protein of 766 amino acids. Lineage: Eukaryota; Fungi; Basidiomycota; Agaricomycetes; Agaricales; Psathyrellaceae.